Messenger RNA from Rubroshorea leprosula, 1229 nucleotides. The record is from the annotation of a GenBank genome assembly. NCBI's taxonomy places the organism in Eukaryota, Viridiplantae, Streptophyta, Magnoliopsida, Malvales, Dipterocarpaceae.
ACCAUCUUCAUUUCCUACUAAUUCAUUCUGCUUGUGUCAAGUGUUCUUCUUCAGUUUAUUGCAUCAGAUUUAAACUUAGAGUUUUUAUCUUGUAAAAGUAAAAAUCAACCAAAGAAAAUGGCAACUGCAGUGACUAAAGCUGCUGCAAUGGUGUCGAUGAUGAUGAUGCUUUUGAGCGUAACAUGCCAAGCACAGCUUUCUUCUACAUUCUAUGCAAACACUUGUCCAAAUGCACUCAGUACUAUUCGGACUACCAUUAGAUCUGCUAUUGCAGCUGAGCGUAGAAUGGCAGCAUCACUGAUUCGCCUUCAUUUCCAUGACUGCUUUGUUCAGGGAUGUGAUGCCUCGAUUUUACUAGACGAUGCUCCGUCCAUCAUUGGCGAGAAAACUGCAUUGCAGAAUAAUAAUUCUGCAAGAGGUUAUGAAGUUAUUGACAAAGCCAAAGCUGAGGUAGAGAAGGUGUGUCCUGGAGUUGUAUCCUGUGCAGAUAUACUCGCAGUUGCAGCAAGAGAUGCAUCCGAAUAUGUAGGCAGUCCAACAUGGACAGUUAAGCUUGGGAGAAGAGAUUCUACCACUGCAAGUCGAAGCCUAGCUGAGAGUAACCUCCCCCGUUUCACAGAUGAUCUUGUUAGCCUUGUUUCUCUCUUUGGAAACAAAGGCUUGAGUGCUAGAGACAUGGUUGCUUUGUCAGGUUCUCAUACGAUAGGACAGGCUCAGUGUGUCACAUUCAGAGAUAGGAUAUACAACAAUGCAAGUGACAUUGAUGCAGGAUUUGCAAGCACUCGCAGACGCAAUUGCCCUGCCAGUACUGAUCAAGGCAACACUAACUUGGCACCACUUGAUCUAGUAACACCCAAUUCCUUUGACAACAACUACUUCAAGAACCUGCUGCAAAAGAAGGGCCUCCUCCAAUCUGAUCAGGUGCUCUUCAGCGGUGGAUCCACUGAUAUCAUAGUUUCUGAAUACAGUAGGAAUCCGUCAACUUUCAAGUCUGAUUUCGCAGCUGCCAUGAUCAAGAUGGGAGAUAUAGACCCACUAACUGGUUCAAAAGGGAUCAUAAGGAAGGUUUGCAGUGUGGUGGCCUAAAAUUUGUUAAAACUGAAAGUUUCCUUUGAUAAUUGUUGAUGUUUGUUCAGUUUGUUGUAAAUUAGCCAUUACAUUUAGUUCUUUCAAAUGUAAAAAAAAUUUCAGAUGAUCUCCAUUUUUCUUAAUAAUAAUGAAAAAUUCCU